UAUGUUCAGGCCCUUGUCUCGUUUGCGCUCCCUUGUAUCAACUUAAGGUUCAUGUCUGAUCUUGAAGUUCAAGUCCCCACUGCCUUUGAUCCGUUUGCUGAUGCAAAUGCUGAGGACGUUGGGGCGGGAACAAAGGAAUACGUGCACAUUCGUGUUCAGCAGCGUAAUGGUAGGAAAAGCUUGACAACUGUCCAGGGACUUAAGAAAGAGUAUAGCUAUAGCAAGAUCCUUAAAGACCUUAAGAAAGAAUUCUGCUGCAAUGGCACUGUCGUCCAGGACUCUGAAUUAGGACAGGUUAUUCAGCUACAAGGCGAUCAGAGGAAGAACGUCUCCACCUUCCUUGUUCAGGCUGGGCUUGUGAAGAAGGAUAACAUUAAAAUCCAUGGUUUUUGAGGAAUUCCAAAGAGAGAUACUCGUUGAUCAACUUGUAUUUUUACGGAAUCAGCCAAAAGGAAGUAUAAAAAAAAAACAUCACUUAAAUGUAUGAAUGCUUUUAUUAUAUAUACAGUAUUGUAUCAGAAAAGAAGUUUGCUUGUGAGUUGUGAGCGAGUAUAAAAAUGUAUCAACGAAAAACUUGUCGUUUGCAUUUUGUAGUGUGAGAUUAAUAUCAAUAAAAAUUUCUCUC
Molecule: messenger RNA, 625 nt
Organism: Camelina sativa (false flax)
Lineage: Eukaryota; Viridiplantae; Streptophyta; Magnoliopsida; Brassicales; Brassicaceae
Source: RefSeq, a predicted model, not a curated record